AUGAGCAUCCAGCAUUUGGCAAGCUCUCUUCAGCAGCUGCACUCAGAAGCUGCUGCCCUGGACGCAGAAGUUCCUCUUGCAAAGAGAGCCAGAAUGGAGACAACCGAGGUCAAAGACGAAAGCAUGGAAAGAACCUUUUGCUCUGCGGCCACUUUGGCCAGAAAGUGGAGCCACAGCAUCCUCGAAGAGGAGUCAUUCCUUUCGGAAUGGGGGGCGCGUGAGAGUGCGAGAAACUUGGAAUUGGAGGUUGAGAUUGCCAACAUUCCUGCCAUCACGCCCCUGUUCAAGAGCUCCUCAUAUUUCACUGCCAAGCGCAAUACACGUUCCGAACGACGUCAGCAUGUGGGUUUUGCAGACAGUGUUCAAGUUUACAUUGGCCUGGCAGAUGAGAUCACCAUGUUUCCCACCCGAGUUCCACAGGAUUUGAUUGGUACAGGCUGUAUGCCCUGGCACCUUGCAUAUGUGCUCAACCCACCUUGGAGCGAUCCGCAGGCCACUUUGGAAUCUGCGUUGAUCCCUAGUGAUGCGUUGACACCAGUUCCAUUUUUCCAAUCCAGAUUGCCAACAGAUGCGCAGGUUGAUGCACCCCAACAUGAACAUGACAUUCCUAUUGGUGCAAUCAACUUCCCACCUGAUGCAAACGUUGCAGUUCCAGUCCUUCCCAACUUUGCUCGACACAUUCUGACUGGUGACAGAACAGCUGUAGACGAUGAUUGGGAUAGAGGCAUGACUUUGCGCACGUGGUUUCUUCAUCAUGAGCAGCAACAGCACUGUGAGCUUCCUCGACUCAUACAAUUGGUCGGCAAUGCCCAUUCUUGGCGCAACCAACUCAUUGCGUUGUGGAUUGACCUUGUUUGGCAGGGAGAACGCAUUGAAAUUCAUGUUGCUGAACCAGAUCCGCCACGACCACAACAUUUUGCUCAUGUUGCCUAUGACAUUUUGAUUGUGCAGGGUGACAGCGACCUUCGCAAAGCAGGUCUGGUUACAGCUAUGUCUGCUACUGAGCCAUUCCAAUACUGGGCAGCGGCAGCGCUCCUUCCCCUUCAAGUCAGUGGAUUGCAACUUGUCAAUGUCGUACACAUGGUAGAUGCCUGCCAGCAGAAUCGAUGCCAUGUGUUUUAUCGCUGGACGGAAAUUCCCAUCAAUAUGCAACCACUGCAUGUCAUGGACAAUGGACGAGCGUUUGCCCUUCAUUUUCAUCCUACAGCAACAGCUGCAAGCUCUGACCAAGUUCCGGGGCUUCCUCUGCCACAACAAGAACAUGUGCCUGCGCCGCCUGUUCACUAUAUCCCUGAGGAGGACUCCCUUGAGUCAGAGUCUGAGGAUGCUGAAAUUGAAAAUGACUCCAAUGGCUACAGUCCCUCAGAACAAGAAGCGGUUGUUGACCUCCAAAAUCUGCAAGGAGUGACUGUAUACCGGCUACAAGAUGACCCUGUUCAUCUCUACAUCCGUUGGCAGUCCUAUGUUGAAGUCGUGGUUGACCUUGCGAAUCGUUUGCGGAUUCCGAUUGAUGAGAUCAUCACCUACCAUCCGACUCAUGUCGCGAUUGUGGGCCAACAACCAGCUGAAGCAGUUGUGAUUCUCCAACAUGCAGUGGACAUCCCGGUUGGUUCCAGUGACAAGCUUAUAUUGCUGGACCUGGAGAUUCAUCAGCACCCUGGUGUACAAGUCCUACCAGCUACGCCUCAUGUGGCUCGCAAAGUGUGCCGAGUCCUACAACAUGUGAUACGUGCACACAUUCUGAUGCAUGCGGGUGUAUUCCGCUAUUGUCAGCAUCAAGGUGAUCGUUGUCUAGUGCACCUUAAUGAUCAACUUUGGCCUCUUCAAGAUUUUGCACCACGAUUGCUCCAACAUGGUGACUAUCUCAGAGUAGUCGUCCCUCCGCCUAUGCAAUCUGAUGAUGGUACUCUCUGCACGAUUGACCGCAUUGAACGGCAAUACCGUGCCGACUUAGCGCCUGAUGUCCAACCAUUUCAGUGUCCUGCACAAGUACAUCCUGAGCUAUACAUCAACAGUGAUCUGGUUUCUCAGGAACUUCCUCAUGAGGACUUGAAGUUGAUCGUGCAUAGCUCUGACAGGCCUGGACUUCAAGCACAACCAUUAGGCAUGCCCCAACGAGAGCAUUCCAGCUCUUUGGCCCCGCAAGACGGAAGUCGUCAAGAUUGGCUGCUGCCUGCAGGUAUGAUUUAUUUGCAAAAAGCUGACCUAUUUGGCGAUGAAGAGUUUGCCACAGUGGAAUGGAUCACAUGGUUUCUUUCUGCUCCUCUUCGAAUACGAUCUGAAGAGUCGAGAUCGAUUCGCCUUGACAUGGAACAACACCUGUGGUACCAUGAUCUUUGUCAACUAUGGAAUGAUCAGUGGAAACCGUACAUUGAGACCCAGAUCUAUGUCGUGAUGCCUGAAACUUUGCAGACCUUGCGCCUGGAGCGAGUAUGUCAAGGUCGUGGGUGCUACGUUGAAACCCAUGGGCACCGUGUUCCAGAAUAUGGGCUUGGACAUGCUGAUGCAGGAGACAAUGUUGUCGUCAUUGCCCCAGCACGGAAUGUGGAAGAGAUGACCCUUUUGCAGACUUCCGUUGUCAGAAUGCCUCCAACUUCCCGAUCUGGUGUCCAAAAUGCUGUGCUACGUGAGCGCCUAACAGGUGAUUCGGUGGCUCACGAUCACCGGCCACGGACACAGCAACAGUCUGCAGAGCCCCCAAAGUUGAAUCUUGCUGCUUUGAUUGACCCACCAACAUAUCUCACAAUUGACUUCCGUGAAGUACAAGCCCUUGGUAGUGAGCUCCUUGCCCUCGAGCUUGGCCCAAUUCAUUAUGCCGAUCAACUGGUCAAGUGGCAUGAAGCAACCCAAGAGGCCUUCACAUUGACCCCCAACUGGACGAUUGAGACACCAAUUGGGUUUUCCUUCUACACUGAUGGGUCCUCUGCAUACCUUGACGAUGAACGCAAAGCAGCUGCUGCAGUUGUGUUGAUCAUCCACACCCACCAAGGAGACCGAUUUGGUGGAUUCCGCAGCUACGUAGUGGAGCAAGGUGCAUAUGCCCCGCAAGCUGAAAUGACUGGUGUCUUGACGGCAGUGCUUUGGGCUGCGCAGCUUUCAGAGAUGUUUACUGCUCACUCCCCAACACUGCAUUUCGUUUUUGACUGUCUGGUAGCUGGCUACACUGCCAAUGGAAGCUGGCGUAUUCAAGCUCACCCAGAUCUUCAGAGUACCACACGUUCUCUAGUGCAGUGGAUUGAGCGACGAUUCUCGGUGCAAACCCAUUGGCACCAUGUGUAUGCACAUUCAGGACAAGCAUGGAAUGAAGCUGCUGAUGCGAUCACAUGGGCUGUGGUGGCAGGAUGGAUUGAUUCCCCAUCCUUUGCACAAGUGUGGGGCGUCUUGCAAGAGCAGAUUGGUACGCAUUGGCUUUGGCUACUUGAAGCUGCCCAGCGUGGUGAUCCAAUGUAUCCAUUUUUACGCGAUGGGAUCAUGCAACUCAACAUUUCAGCUCCACUUGCUGACCCUCCAGAUGAUGUUGAUCACCCCAUGGCCAAGUGUCAAAACCAACCGACCUCUGAGGGUGUCACUACUUCCAUCAUUUUACAUUGCGCUAUUGCCAAUGUGCUGACCUUGCACCCCAACAAAGCAGAACAUGGCACAGGUGUAUCUGCUCGAAUGGAAUCUCUUAUACGGUCAUUUGCAGCUGCGAGCAUUGAUGUCGUGGGUGUACAAGAAACGCGCUCCCGCCUUCAUGGUCACACCCGUUGCGAAGGUUUUCAUGUCCUUUCCUCUCCAGCCACUUCGCGAGGGAUUGGAGGUGUCCAAUUGUGGAUUCGAACUCAAUGGAAGGUUUCGCAAGGCUCUAUUUCCAUUGAUGCCGGCAACUUACAUAUCCUCCAUGCCACUGCACAACGGUUGGUUGUGAGAUUUUGCAAAGAUGGAUUGAGACUCCUUUUUGUAGUUGCCCAUGCACCAGCCUGCUCUGACUUUACGGAAGCUACGCAGUUUUGGCAGUCUCUCACCACAUCAAUUCCUGCUGCUUAUCGAUCAUGGAAGCUGAUUGUUCUGGUCGAUGCAAAUGCCAGAUUAGGCACAGAGACCUCACCAUGUGUUGGCCCCGCUGGUGCCGAGCCAGAAAAUGUGGCUGGUGAAUGCUUCCACACUUGGCUCCAUGAGCACUCGCUCUUCUUGCCGCAGACUGAAGACGAUAUCCAUGAAGGACCUCAUCACACAUGGUUCCACAGCACUGGCACCGGGGCCCGCCUUGAUUACAUUGCAAUUGACCAGGCUCUUCGGUCUCCAGGUCUCCGCACUCAUGUUGCUGACGUUGACUUGACGAUUCAGAAGCUUGACCACGCCCCGGUGGUACUUGCGCUUCCAUUGACUUGCCAAGUGCGACUACGCCAUUGUGAACACCAAAGUAGCCGUGCUGAGUGGGAAGGACUUCAAGAUCCCUCAAACCCGUCUUGGAAGACCAAUGUCCAUACCCAUGCUGGUCGCAUUCAGAGCUGGAUGCAACACCUCUGCCCUGCCCAGCCAAGAUGCCGACGCAAACGACAUCUGCAAGACUCCACAUGGGCCUUGAUUGAGCAGAAGAAGUGGCACUGGAAACGCUGCCGGCAGCUAAGACACACGCAACGCAUUGCCUUGCUGCGUGAGAUCUUUCAAGGAUGGAAGAAGCGUGACGUUUCAGAUGAAGUACGUUGCCUUCGCCCUUGGAUGAGGCUUUGCGACUGCACAAUGGCUUUUCAUUCUUGGCAGUACAAGCGGUUGUGUCUUCAAGUCCUGAGAGCAGUUCGAAGUGACGACAAGUCCUACUAUGAGCAGCUUGUGCAAAAGCAGAGUGAAGUUGCCGCAGAUGAAGGUCUGACGGGCCUCUGGAGACACAUUCGUGCUGUUCUGCCUAAGGGUAUCGCCAAGCGCAAAUCCAGUACCCGCUGCAUGGGGCCUCAAGUUGAAGAGUUAACUCAGCACUACUGCAGACUUGAGGCUGGCUUUGAGACUUCGUACAAUGGCCUGUUGCGAGCGUGUGCACAGCGGCAGCAAGAAGCGGGCGAAGAUCUACCCUUGCAAAUGGCCCUCCAUGAGAUUCCCACGCGCACUGAAGUUGAAUCCCUCUGCAGACUUGCCAAGAAGGGAAAAGCUCCAGGUCUGGACGGAGUUCAAGCUGAAGUGCUCCAGCAAUGCAUGAUUCAGCACUCCGAGGUCUUUUAUGCGCUGCUCUUUAAGAUCUGGACAUUAGCUGCAGAGCCUUUGUCUUUCAAAGGUGGAAAAAUUUGCUCGAUAGCGAAGAAGAGUGGAGCCACUUCAGCCGCCUCGAUGAGGGGGAUAAUGCUAUUAGAUUCUCUCGGAAAACUUUUCCACGCGUUGGUCCGCAAGAAGCUGCUGCCGUGGGCGUCAUCAGUCCGCACUGCUACGCAGUUUGGAGGCUACAAGGGACAGCAAACCAUUUUUGCCACGUUGAUGUUGAGAUGCUUUGCCCGAUAUGUUCAGUCUCAAAACAUGUCACUGGCUAUAGUUUUCGUUGACGUUCGAAGUGCUUUUCAUUGCCUUCUUCGACAACAUGCAUUUGGCACUGCCGCAGAGCUGCCUCCAAUGUUGCUGGAAGCUCUACUGAAUGAAGGUCUUGAUGUGCAAGCUUUGGCCCGCGACCUUACAGCCCAUGCACAAGACUUUGCUGCAGCCCCACCUGCCGUAGCCCGUGUCAUGAGGGACGUUCACCUUGAUACAUGGUUCACAUGCCCAGGUAGCACCAAAUGCUUUGCCACUACCAGAGGCUCCCGUCCAGGAUCACCCAUUGCCGAUUUGGCCUAUAAUGCAAUGAUGAGCUCUCUUCUGAAACGCUUGCAGUGUCGAAUUGAUGAGAUGCCAUCGACCCAACAGGCAUACGCCCUACUCAAUUGUCAGGCCCCACUCUUGGCAUGGGUCGAUGAUGUGGCAUUGCCUGUGCCGUGUCUUCGGGCUGACUGCCUAGACCAGCAGCUGCAAUGCACAAUGGAAAUUAUGCAUGAAACCUUUGAAGCGUAUGGGCUGCGCCUCAAUUGUGGAGCAGGUAAAACUGAAGCCAUUGUCCAGUACCGAGGAGCCAAUGCACCACAGCUGCGCCGAGACCGAUUCAUUGAUGGGUACGGAAUGCUGGAAGUGCCUGGACGAGAUGCCCUGCGUGUCGUUGCACAGUACACGCAUUUGGGCAUUAAGGUUGCUCAAAACUUUGAUGUCACCGCAGACCUGAAGUUCAAGAUUGGCAAGGCCACUUCUGCCUUUCGAACUAUGGCUCGUCCUCUCUUUCACAACAAAAAGUUGCAGGUCUCUCUUCGAUUGAAGUUGCUGGACACUCUGGUUUUGCCCAUCCUAUUUUAUGGUUGUGGUAGCUGGCCUCUUCUUUCAGUGCGGCAGUACCAGCGACUUUCAGCCGUGGUUACACGCUGGCAAAGACAAAUUGCAGGCGUUGGAUUCUGGAGUGACACUCAGAUGACAGAUGAUGCUUUCCGUGCAGUUUGGCGUAUCCCUUGCCUAUCUGUGCGGUUAGCCAAGCACAGGUUGCUGUUCUUGAUACAGCUGCACCGAACAGCACCUGCAUGUGUUUGGGAGAUGGCCACCGCUGAAGAUGAGUUUUGCACUACAUCGUGGCUUUCUGGAGUGCGCCAUGCUUUGCGAUGGUUAUGCACUAUGCAAGCGGAUGCUCCAUUACCUGAUUGCACCCUUCCAGAGUUGACCACAUGGCUGCGCACCUCUCCACACACCAAACCUGCGCUGGUACGUAAUGCUGUUGCGCGACAUUUGACGCAAGAGCAAACUGCUCACCAUGUCAUUGAGAUGCAUAGGAAGAUUCAACAAGCGUGCCGAGAUGGCGGAGUUGAUUUUGACACCUAUCAACAUCCCAUGCAGGUAGGUGGUCAUUUUGCGUGCAACAGUUGCCCUGCGACAUUUUCGUCGGUCCAAGGCCUGACAGCUCACCGCUGGAAAAAGCAUGGUCAAUUUUCCGAGGAACGUAAGUUUGUCUUCUCUGGAGUUUGUGAAUGCUGCCGCAGAUGUUUCUGGACGGCUCAACGACUUCAACAACACCUGCGCUACUCCAAACGGCAUGCGACAGGCUGCUACUGGUGGUUGGCUAAGCACCUUGACCCCUUGGACCAACCGCUUCCAGUGCAGAUGCCUGACAUCUACAAAGGACAGCACCGACUUCCUCACACUUCUGUUGCUGGACCACUUCAACCAGCCAGUUCUACCCGGUGGGAUCGACAAAUGCAGCGGCAAUGGGAUCUAUGGACCGAAGAUUGGCAUCGACAUGGGUUUCCUGAUGACCUUUCAAUGCCAAUUUGUGAGGAGGUGCACCAAUCCAUGACGCAUGUGGCACUGACCUGGACAGCUGAGCAACCGCCGCUAUCUAAUCUCUGGUGUCACAUCAUUGAUGCCUAUCGUGAUCGUGGUGAAGAAGCACACCACCAUGCAAUAUGGUCUUUUGCGUUAUGGGGGCGAGAAUGUCUCUAUGAGCUGCCAGAGCAAACGGAUGAUUUGGACUUAUUCGCCCUCAUCGUGGCCGAAUACUUGGAACUACUGGGUGAUUUGCCUGUUUCUGACCUUAUUGACCGACUGGAGAAGCUUCAUCGAGCCGUCCCUCCAGCUGAUGGAUCUGGAUGGAAUGAACCUACUCCGCCUGCCCCUGCAGAAGAUGGUCGCAAGCAGGCUGCCAUUGAACCAUUUCUUUCGGUAUAUGACCAGAUGCGAGAUGCCAUGCAGCUUGUUGCCAACACUCCAGUCAUUGAGUGGCCGCAGCAGAAAGGUAUUCCAGUCUGCGAGAUGGAGGCGAUCUUUGUGAUCUACUCCAAGGACCAGGCCUUCGAGCGCUACAUGGAGUGGUGGUCGUCUGACAGGCCCUGGGGUUUGAGCUACCUGACGCAUCGAGAGCUUCGUCAGGUGGCUACAGGAAGCGCCCUGAUGAUGUCGAAUGUUUACAUCGAAAUCAAAAUUGUCCUACGAGGGGGAGCUGCCAUUCAGGAGCAUCCAGCUCCGCAUGAUGACGAGACGUACGCCAGUGUUUGGCGCACGGAUCUGCAACGCUGCAUUUGCUCUACAGCUCCAUGUGCGCAGCAGGUGCGGAUCCAACAGUGGAAGUUUGGAGCGACGGCUGUCAAGCCCACUGUCCUGCGCACUAUGGGUAUCUCUCGAGCGGCUGGGAUUCUCCAUCGACAUGAAGUUCCAGGCGCUGUGAAGCCUACUAAUCCCUUCCUCCUAAUACUAAACGUCCCCCUAAUACUAAAAACAGGCAUCCAUCUCCAAUUUCCGAAAAUUUCAGUUUGGCCAAUUUGA
Cladocopium goreaui is the source of this 8292-nucleotide messenger RNA. NCBI's taxonomy places the organism in Eukaryota, Dinophyceae, Suessiales, Symbiodiniaceae. The record is from the annotation of a GenBank genome assembly.